This is a messenger RNA of Blastomyces dermatitidis ER-3, 371 nucleotides long. RefSeq lists its product as uncharacterized. Lineage: Eukaryota; Fungi; Ascomycota; Eurotiomycetes; Onygenales; Ajellomycetaceae. The record is from RefSeq and is a predicted model, not a curated record. The annotation marks the transcript as partial. The transcript has a single exon.
UGCGGGCGGUGAUGAACCGAUAGUCGACUCUAAGCCCAACAAGGACUUGAGUUCUCUCCAGCAAAAUAUAUCCUCUUCAGGCUUUGAAUUUCUCGGUUACACAUAUCUGUCUAUCAAAACCAAAUAUCGGUGUUCGGAUCAUCCAGCCACCGCUAAGAUACGGAGUUGGGAUUUGGGGAAGCGUUUUCCACUGCGCAAGUGCAUCUACUUGUGCUUUUCCUUUUUUCGAUUCCGACUUCCCAUUUACUUUAUCCCUCUAUCCGUCUACUUUCUGCGGCCCACUUUUUCCUCUUUGCUCUUGGUAUAAGCUCUUGCUAGAGCUAUCUCCUCUUAUAUUCCCCUAAGGAGAAUGCCUCCUAGCUCUAAUUGGG